This is a messenger RNA of Cannabis sativa, 3069 nucleotides long. RefSeq names its product pentatricopeptide repeat-containing protein At1g43980, mitochondrial. Gene Ontology annotation, biological process: RNA modification. Lineage: Eukaryota; Viridiplantae; Streptophyta; Magnoliopsida; Rosales; Cannabaceae. Gene Ontology annotation, molecular function: RNA binding; protein binding. The record is from RefSeq and is a predicted model, not a curated record. The transcript has 2 exons. The coding region runs from base 745 to 2637 and encodes 630 amino acids.
AACGAACAUCCCGUGAAAAAAAAAUGAAAAAAAAUAUUUCGACAUAUAUUUUCGAGCGUAGAAAUUGAUUAAAAAAUUGUAAUAGGAGGUUGAAGGUACAACUCCUCUAAAAUUUAACAAGUUAUAUUUUAGCACUUCAAAUAGCUUAAAACAACUGUUUCAAAAAAAAUAAAUUAGCUUAAAAGAAAAUAAGUGAAGAGAUACAAUUUGAUGCACUCCCAUAGCCAUCUCUCCUUCUUUCUCUUCUCUUUUCAGUUUCAGUUUCAGACCCUUUUCUUCUUCCCUUACAGGAGACUUUACCUUUCUUCAACUUCAAACCCUACAAAUUACACGCAAACACCUCCAGCUCCACGGAAAUGUGAGAUACAAACAACUACCUUUUCGCCAACAAAGGCUUACAGUGUCAAUUUGGAUGCACUGGUGUUGAAUAACAGCUGUUCGAGGAAAUGUCCCAGAGAAAUGAUGGUUUUUAAGAAGCAUAUUUUGAAGGUAUGAUAAGGAUAAUUUGGAAGUGUUCUGACCUAGCAUAGCUUUAUCAUAUGAACUGGAGAUUGGAGGGAACUUAUCAUUGAUUGUUAUUAUUCAUUGCUUUGAGAAUGGACCAUGAGCUUGAAAUAGCAAAACCCAUCUGCAUUAUCUUGUGAAGCUUGGUAUAGUAUUUGGGAUUUUGUGUUUUUCUUUUUUUUUUUUACUUUUGUGUGCAUAAAUUGGGUGCUAUUGCUUAAAUAGUGACAGUGCAAUUGUAUGCACCCAAUUCUAAGGCAAGUAAGUUGUUACCACAGGACUUCUCUUUCUUAUUACUCUUACAUCUUAGACCGAUGUUGGACGAUAAAAUCUUUAGAUUUUGUCAAGAUCACUCAUGCCCAGUUGAUAAAAGUCGGGUUUAACACUCAUACCUUUCUGGGAAAUCGCUCACUCGAUGUUUACUUCCAGUUUGGGACUGUUGAUGAUGCAUUGAAGGUUUUUGAUGAUAUUUAUUACAAGAACUGUAUAUCUUGGAACAUAUGCUUAAAGGGAUUGUUUAGACAUGGCUGUCUCGAGAGGGUGCGUAUGGUAUUCGAUCAAAUGCCCCUUAGAGAUGUGGUUACUUGGAAUUCAAUGAUUUCAGGUUUUUUGUCUCAUGGGCUUGUUAAUUAUGCACUGGGACUUUACUUGAAAAUGCAAAAUGCGGGCGUGAGACCCAAUCAAUACACAUUUUCGAUUUUGGUGUCACUUGCUUCGUGUGUUUAUCAGGGUAAGCAAAUUCAUGGCUGCAUAAUCCGAAAUGUUCUUGAUUUAUCAAAUGUUGUGCUUGGAAACUCCUUGAUAACCAUGUAUGGAAAACUUGGACAUGUUGAUUAUGCUUUUGGAGUGUUUUUGACAAUGGUGAAGGUUGACACCAUCUCAUGGAACUCUUUAAUUUGGGGUUGUUAUAGAUCAGGGUAUGGAGAACUGGCAUUAGAUCAGUUCUAUUUGAUGAGAACUACUCAACAUAAACCCGAUCAGUUUACAAUGUCGACAGUUAUCAGCAUUUGCUGUAACAUGAGAGAUUUAAAUAAAGGUAAGCAAAUCUUUGCUUUCUGCUGCAAGGUGGGAUUUUUGUCUAAUAGCAUUGUUUUGAGUGCUGCUAUUGACCUUCUUUCCAAAUGCAACAGAUUGGAAGAUGCAGUACAUCUUUUUAAUGAAUUAAAUAAUUUAGAUUCGGCCGUGUACAAUUCCAUGAUUUCGAGUUAUGCAGGACGCGGUUUCGGGGAGAAGGCAAUGGAACUUUUUGUGCUUAUGUUGAAAGAAAAUCUCAAGCCCACUGAAUUUACUUUCAGCAGUAUUUUGAGCUCUGUCUCUGGUAUUCUUCCAGCAGAUCAGGGUAGUCAAAUUCAUUCUUCUGUGGUUAAAAUGGGUGUGGAGUCGGAUGCAAUUGUUUCUAGCUCACUUGUGCAAAUGUAUUCUAAAGUUGGAUUGAUUGACUAUGCUAUGAAAGUUUUUGUUAAUAUGAGUGAGAAAGAUUUGAUAUCUUGGAACACCAUGAUAAUUGGACUAACCCAUAAUGGCUAUGUAUUCAAGGCCUUGGAAAUUUUCAAGGAAAUGGUAGCCAAAGGUUCACAACCGGAUCGUAUAACCUUAUUCGGGGUACUGUUAGCUUGCAACUACGGAAAUCUUGUUGAUGAGGGAAUUCAAGUCUUUUCAUCAAUGGAACAUGAGUACGGUAUCAUACCCGAGUAUGAGCACCACCUUUGCAUAAUAGACUUGUUGAGUGGUGUUGGAAAACUCGAGGAAGCAAUGAAUAUUAUAGCAGAAGUGCCAUUUGAACCGAGCUUUAUGUUAUGGAGAGCAGUUCUUUGCUGUUCCAAUGUUCAUAUGGACUUAAAUUUGGUUGAAAGUGUUGCAGAAAAGAUGAUGGAAAUAAAGCCAAAAUCAUCUCUACCUUAUUUGGUUUUGGCUGAAGCUUAUGAGAUAAGAGGGAGAUGGGAAAGUGUGAUUCGAGUCAGGGAAGCCAUGAAACGUCACUGUAUAAAUGAAACGGUUGAAUGUAGUUGGAUUGGGAUAAAAAACCAUGUGUAUACAUUCAAGGCAGACCAGUUGCUACAUCAUGGAGGUGAAGAGAUUUACUUAAUAUUGAAAUUGCUGUUUUGGCAAAUGGAGGAGGCAGGUUAUAUAUAAACCAUUUGAAUAAGUUCCUAAGAAGAAUGGUAGAGACAUAGAAUUAAAUAAAUAAAUAAAAGGCAUAUAUCUUAUUUGUUUAUCUGAAGAAGAUGAAGAUAAUCUCUGGCUAUAGUUGAUGAUUUGGGGUUGUGCUGUAUUGGCUGGCUGGCUUACCAUUUGAGUUUUGAGCAAAAUUUGCAGUACAUAAUUUAGAUUGAUAUAGUUGCAAUUGCAUUGCAAUCCAAAUCUAAUUGUACAGAAUGAGUGAGUGAGUGAGUGAGUUGAGUAGAAAAAAUGGGGCUAAUUUUGUCAUAAUACCAGGCAUGAAACAAUUAUUGUUUAUUUUAUUUAUAGAUUUGUUAUUAUCAUUAAAAAAAUGGUUGUAUUGAUUUAAUAUUAUUAUGUAAACACAUUUGUUUAUAAUAAUAAUAACUUUCUUUUAAGCAUUUA